AUGGAUACAAAAACGACGUCGUCUUCUUCGAGCGUUGAACCAUUGAAGAAGAAAAAGAAAGAGUGUUUAGGUUGGAUAGAAUGGUUUAGAGGAUGGUUCAAUUUAAUCUACGAAUUUCUAUUCCAACGAAUCAUGGCGAGUCACUUGGAGAACCCUAUGCCGCUACCACCAAUCAAUGAUCUCACUUGUAUUGUUACUGGUUCCACUAGUGGCAUUGGUCUUGAAAUUGCUAGGCAAUUGGCACAAUCAGGGGCACAUGUUGUUAUGGCCGUGAGGAAUGCGAAGGCGGCUACUGAGCUAAUCCAGAAGUGGCAGAUUGAAUCUGCAGGAUUGGGUAUUGCGCUCAAUGUUGAGGUCAUGGUGGUGGAUCUUCUAUCAUUGGAUUCGGUUGCUAGGUUUGCUGAAGCGUGGAAUGCCCGCGCAGCACCCUUGCACGUUCUCAUUAAUAAUGCUGGCAUUUUUUCCAUUGGAGAGCCACAGAAAUUUUCAAAAGACGGUUAUGAAGAACACAUGCAAGUGAAUCAUCUUGCUCCUGCUAUGCUUUCAAUACUUCUUUUGCCAUCUCUUAUUAGGGGCUCCCCUAGUCGAAUUGUGAACUUGAAUUCCAUCAUGCAUCAUAUUGGCUUUGUUGAUGCUGAAGACAUGAAUGCCACUUCAGGAAAAAGAAAAUUUUCUAGUCUGACGGGAUAUUCAAACAGCAAAUUGGCACAGGUUAUGUUCAGUAGUGUUCUUUUUAAGCGAGUACCUGCCGAAGCUGGCAUCAGUGUGUUGUGUGUAUCGCCUGGAAUUGUUCAGACCAAUGUUGCAAGGGAUCUUCCAAAAUAUGUUCAAACUGGAUAUCAUUUGAUACCUUACUUCAUCUUUAAUGCUCAAGAAGGUUCUAGGAGUACACUUUUUGCUGCGACUGAUCCUCAAAUUACCGAGUAUUGUGAAUUAUUGAAAUCAGAUGAAUGGCCUGUCUGUGCCUAUAUUUCUCAUGACUGUCGACCCACGAAUCCGUCAGAAGAAGCACACAAUCUUCAAACUUCAUAUGAAGUAUGGGAAAAGACAUUAGAGAUGACCGGCCUUCCUUCAGAUUGCGUGGAGAGGUUUCUAGAGGGCGGAGAAGUUAAAUGUCGUUACGGACAAGAACAACAAUGA
Lathyrus sativus (Indian pea) is the source of this 1140-nucleotide messenger RNA. The record is from the annotation of a GenBank genome assembly. NCBI's taxonomy places the organism in Eukaryota, Viridiplantae, Streptophyta, Magnoliopsida, Fabales, Fabaceae.